AUACGGAGAGGACCUUUUUCCGCGGUUGUUAUUUACUAUUAUUAUUAUUGUUGUUCGGCGGCGAUGGUUUAUUCCUCAACUCUGAACUCUGUCUCGCCGUGCGCUCGACACUUCUGCGCUGGACCUCGCCCGCUUAAAUCCGUGUCGGCGUCGGUCCGCGGGGCUUUUUGAUAAAAACCUCCCCGAAAAAAAUAAACUUUAAAUUUCCCACCAAAAAUCAAUUUUUGUUUUUUUAUGAUUUCCCGAUUGAUAUGGACCGCGACCCAAUUUUCGACGUGCACCCGACCCGACGACGGCAAUGUUUGGUUUUUUUUUUUAUUUUUCAUAUCGUGAGGUACCCAAAUGCGAAGUGCCCGUGAAAGUCGCUUUAUAUAUUAUUAUUCUUAAGUAGGUCUUGUCGACGUGCACAGCGCGCGCACACACACACACACAGCACACAUCCUGGUUGUUUUAGAAUAAAACAAUUUUUCCUUCAUUAUUACUGUACGCGACUGGAUAGAAAGUGAAAGCGGCCGGCCAGUAGUUGGUGAUUGUCAAUGCUUGCGUGUGUGUGUGUGUUUGUGAGAGUGUGAUUUACUUGUUACAUUCCGACGUGUGCGCGUAUUGUUAAUGAUUUAUUCAUUUUUGAUUCCAUGUGAAAAUUUUGACCAAUUUUGCAUUCCCAGUAAUCGAGUUAUUAAUGUGCCCGAGAUGAUGUCCUAGUUACAGAUUUUGUUUUGAAAGAUUUUUUGUGUUACUGUUGUUUCUGUUCGUUCCACGACAGAGCACGGAACAACAGCGUCGUAUGGAUAACGUCAAAAAAAAAGGUUAAACAAUGAAUACGGGAAGUUAUCCUACAUUUGUAACCGCUGCUCCAGUAACUUCGUUUAACACCUGCUCAAGCGGUAAUAUCACACAAGCGACUACUGGCAACAAAUAUACAAAUGUACAACAACAAACCGCCACCGUUAAUGCUAAUACCAUUGUCAACACCUCUAAUACGAGUGGUCAAGUAGUGGCCUUGUUAAAUAGUGAUGAAGCAGGCGUCACCUACUUAAGGCCACUUGAUUCCAAUGGGUUAGCUUUUAACUUGACGGGGGUAGGGUCCUCCAGCCAACAAGGACAAAUAUUCACUAUACCCAUUACCGUUCCUGGUUCAAAACCCGGGGAACAAAGUCAAACAAUUCAAAUUCAAGUAGUCGGCCAAGGUGGUAUAUCUGGCGAUAAACUUUUGCCAGUUUUCGGACCAGUGUUACAACUAGCUUACAACCAACAAAUACAAGACAGUAAUGGAAGCAUUCAGCUUCAGUUACAACAAGAAGGUGAUGUGUCAAAUGACCAAAUACAUAAUAACAAUAAUGAUUCAAUGCAGUCGUCUGAUUUGUUACAAGACGUCCAAGAAGACCAAGAAAUGAUACAAGAUGUGAAACCCGUAAUUAUCGAACAAAGCGGCACUGACAGUAACGGUAUGCCAUUCCCUUUAGCGGUGGUAGUUAACCAAGACAUGGUGGUACGGCGAAAUCAGCUAGAUAACAAAAUAAUGGGCGAACAAAAAGACAACCAGGCGGACAAACGAUUAAGGCUUCAAAAUGAACAAGAUUCUGGUAAUCAAUAUGUUAUGUACUCGUCUAAUACGAGCAAUUCUGUUUCGUUGGCUGAUUAUAUAUCUAUGAAUCACGAUAAUUUACCCCUUGGACAUUUUUUGAAAUUUUCACCCGAUAACAAUAAAAGGGAUAAUCUAGAAACGUCUGGAAAUCAUGACGAUGGCAAUAAUGAAAUGGUAGUGUACGAAGAUACCAGUAGUCAAGAAAAAGGUAAGAGAAAAAAGAAGUACAAAAAGAAGCCUCCAGCCGCCAGAAAACCACGUCCUGGCCAAAUACACAUAGCCACAGCUCUAGACGGUACUCUUUUAUUUUGUUGUCCUGAAUGUAGUAUGGCGUAUCCAGAUAAGGAAAUGCUCGAACAACAUUUAGUUGCUCACAAAAUAGAAAGGAGGUUUAUUUGUGACCUUUGUGGAGCCGGGCUUAAACGUAAAGAGCACUUAGAGCGUCACAAGCUAGGUCAUAAUCCAGAACGUCCGUUUGUGUGCAACGUUUGCUGCAAAGGUUUCAAGAGAAAAGAACAUUUAAACUUGCACGCGGUUAUCCAUUCUGGUGUUAAGACUGAAGUGUGCCCCGAUUGUGGUAAAGGUUUCUAUCGUCGAGAUCAUUUAAGAAAACACACCCAGAGUCACAUUACUAAACGUUUGAAAGAAGAACAAGCGGCCCUUCAGCAAAUGGCAGAACACGUGCCUUCAUCAGAUCACCAAAAACUAUCGGUGCCGGAACUCAUUCAAAACUCGAGUCAUUCGGGACCUAUUAUCAACGUUGCUCACCAAGAAAUGAUAAUCGAUGCCGUGGCCAGUGGCCGAAACAACAGUCCGUCUCCUCCUUGCGAUGACCAAAUUGUUAUCGUCAAAGACGAGCAAAAACUUACAGAACAAGAAAUCAUCAUGCUGCAACAGCAACAAAUUCAACAACAGCAGCAGCAGCAGCAACAACAACAUCAACAGCAGCAGCAUCAGCAGCAACAACAACAACAACAACAACAACAGCAGCAACAACAAAUUCAAAUUCAACAACAACCCAACAGUCCGAGCAUAGCUCAACAAGAGAUGAUCAUCGAGGCAGUCAGCGGACAGCAUCAUAGUCCGUCUCCACCACAUGUAGAUCACCAUCAGGUGGUCAUCACCAAAUUAGUAGAUACAAGUGAAGAAUCUAAAGACAAAAAUAUUGAGAGUAUCGUUUUAACUCAGUCGGAUGCCAGAGAAGCUCUGGGAUUAUUACAUCAUCAAUCUCAAUGACCUCAGCUUCAUAACAUUACGGUGACCACCAUUAAACGGAAACCACCAUAAUAAUAUACGUGUAUACUUUCUAUAAUCGGUAUUUGCAGUGUUUGUCAUUAAUUUUACAAUUAGAUUUAACUAUAAAAUGGACUAUUUUCUUUUAAUAAUAUGUAUAUAUAUAUACAUACAUAUAUUUAUAUAUAUUUAUGUAAAUGUAUAUAAUUUCUGCUCAAUUAAAAAAAAAAAAAAGCAGUUCAUGGUUUUUAUUAACUAACGGUCUUAUAAGGGUAACGUUUUUUGUUAAUUAAAAAAAAAUUAUUUUUAUCAGAUUAAAUAUUAUCUAUUUUACCUUAAUAUUUUUUUUAUCUACUUUCAUUUUAUUCCAAUAACAAUAACCGACAUUAACCUAGCCUUAUUCGUUUUCUAUGCUUAUCUAAAUUGAAUAUUCAAAAAUAACAAAUUAUAUUUUUAUUGUAGUGCAAUCGAGUACUGAUCUCUUAAUGUGAACGAUUAAUAAGAUACGAGAUUUGUUUACAAGUGUCCGAAAGAAUCAAAUACCAAUCAUUUUGCUUGAUUCCUUAUAUUUUUCAAAAAAUUAUUUUGCAAAUGAAAAUAUAAAUAUUAUAUAAGUUUGCUUAAGUGUUGUAAUUAAAUAUUAAUAGUAAUUUAUAUAAUAGUUAUUAUCGUGUACUACGUUUAUUCUUAUAUGAUGAGAUUAAUAUAAAAUUAUUUUAUAACAAUAAUUAAAAACCUUAAU
Molecule: messenger RNA, 3560 nt
Organism: Adelges cooleyi (spruce gall adelgid)
Lineage: Eukaryota; Metazoa; Arthropoda; Insecta; Hemiptera; Adelgidae
Product: zinc finger and BTB domain-containing protein 24-like
Exons: 8
Coding region: 815-2821 (668 amino acids)
Biological process (GO): regulation of transcription by RNA polymerase II; cell fate commitment
Cellular component (GO): nucleus; cytoplasm
Molecular function (GO): histone deacetylase binding; RNA polymerase II cis-regulatory region sequence-specific DNA binding; DNA-binding transcription factor activity
Source: RefSeq, a predicted model, not a curated record